Molecule: messenger RNA, 2103 nt
Organism: Pelmatolapia mariae (spotted tilapia)
Lineage: Eukaryota; Metazoa; Chordata; Actinopteri; Cichliformes; Cichlidae
Product: hemicentin-1-like
Exons: 7
Coding region: 65-1066 (333 amino acids)
Biological process (GO): cell-cell adhesion
Cellular component (GO): membrane
Molecular function (GO): integrin binding
Source: RefSeq, a predicted model, not a curated record
CUCAUAAGUCUCAGGCUGUGGCACCGUCAGCAUCGAUCAGCUGUUAACGUGACAUAGAAGAAGGAUGACUUCUCCUGGAUGGGCGAUCGUGCUUAUGCUGUUUCAGCUCUUCCACUCAGAAAUCGCACUUCCCUUUCCUAAUGUCAGCCUUGUCGCUUCUCCCAUCACACCUGGAGAAUCAACACAAAGUGUCCUCUGCCCUCUAAAGAUAUCACCCUCCACUGUGGUGGUCAGGUUUGGAGAUCCAGUCAAAGCUAACUGCUCCAUACAAAGAAUGGGGUAUUAUGGCAUUGGUUGGGAAGUCCCACUGAACCGUCCUAACUUUACAUCACAAGGUUUUCUGGUCUGGAGUGUUGAGAAGAUGAUUGACUGGACCAUCAAGCCUGUGUGUUUUGCCCUAUCUGAACAGGGAGGACCGUGUUACAGUAAUCUCACCCUAAUAGUCUACAAGCCUCCAGACAGAGUAUCCAUCACAUUUCUAAAUCACAGUGAGUCACUGCUUGAGGGUGAUCAGUAUACUCUACAGUGCCACGUUACAGAGGUUGCGCCUGCUGAAAACGUCCUCGUGACCUUCUACAGAGGGGAGAAAAUGCUGGCUCAGAUGCACUCGAAUACAUCCAGUGAGAAGAAACCAGUGACUCAGAGCUUCACUCUGAACAUCGUAUCCAGUAAAGAAGACACUGAAGCUCAGUAUUGGUGUGAAGCCAAACUUGAGCUGGGACCUGAAGGACCACAGCACCUUCCAGUGAUGGCAUCACAAAGACUCUUUGCACCACAGCUCAGCUGUCCUGUAAAACUUAAGGUAACAGAGGGAGAGAGAUUCCCAUGUGAGGUGACAGGAAACCCUCAGCCAUCAGUGACCUGGUUCAGAAAUGGGCAGAUAGUUGCCCCACCCUCUCAUUUAAAUAAAAAGGAUGCUGGAAAUUACACAAUCCAAGCUAAAGGAUUAUUUCCAAAAAACUUCACAGUGGAAGUGAAAAUCCUUUCUGCUAGAGGAACUGCAAACAGCUGUUGUGGACAUUUCUUGCUGCUUGUUCUUCUUACCCAGAUGAUAACUCAGGUGUAAAACCUUAAAAGUUCCUCUUUCCAUGUUACUUGGAUAAAAGUGCUCCUGCUGUAGAAAAUGCAGAGAAAUUUUGUGUGUCACUCCUCGUGUCCUCAAGGCUCAGCUUUGAAUCUGAAUGUCUUUAUGUGCAUUUCAAAGACAGUGGAGCCUCACUACAAGCAGAUGAUGCUCUCUAGUUGUUCUUUUUAAUCGUUUUGUUGCUGAACUUCUGUCCAGGUACAUGUUCUUAUGUAACUAAGCUGUCUUUGUAAUCUGCCCAAAAGGCAAAGUUCACUUCUUCCAGACUGAAAGCUUCUCUAGAAAGAAAUUCACAUUUUAGUCCUCAGUCACUCAGUGUUCAUGGGUAUGUGAAAGCAGUUUGAUUUAGUUAAAAACAAUUUACUUUUAAAGAGCUGAAACUGGAAAUAAGGCGAGACAGUCCAGCAAAGGCAUCCAGAAAGAUAUCUGGUUGUCUUAUUUUCUUUUGAACAUCACAAUGGUGUUUUCAUUACUAUUUGAUAUCUGAAGAAAUGCUGAGUUACGCGCCCAUCCUGCCAUGUAAAGAAUCCAAGAGUUUUUGGAAGGAUUCUCUUUGGAUUUGGAAACCUGGAUCAAUGUGUUGAUGUGGGUGGGGGUAAAAAAAAACAAAAAAAAAAACUCCUUGGGCAUAAUGUAUGUGUCAACUCACUGUCCAAGUGUCCUACUCCACCCCCUUUUGGAAACUGUCUGGGUUAGCUGUCAAAGCAAAGGCUGCACCCAAAUGGUACAAGAGGCUAACUGUCUAACAGCCUGCUCUUCAGUUGGGUAACUUUAGACUUCCUCAUCGUCCUUUAGGCUUGUUGAGACAUUUUAUUUUUACAUCCUUAUUCACAACUCCUGCAUUACUCUUUGCAAUACUUUCAUUGCACAGUAAAUUUCAGCUUAAAUAAGCUGACUAGGCAGUUAAACUUUUUGUUGUUUUGAGUCAUUUGUUACUAGCCUCAGUCAAGUUGGUAACAUGAAUCACUACUAAAACCUUCAGUUGCUGUACAAAAUGUUAAAAUAAAGCACCAAAUAAA